This is a messenger RNA of Tripterygium wilfordii, 1586 nucleotides long. Its product is annotated as lysine histidine transporter 1-like. The record is from RefSeq and is a predicted model, not a curated record. Gene Ontology annotation, cellular component: plasma membrane. The transcript has 8 exons. The coding region runs from base 57 to 1400 and encodes 447 amino acids. Lineage: Eukaryota; Viridiplantae; Streptophyta; Magnoliopsida; Celastrales; Celastraceae.
GGUUUUUGUACUAGAACCCAAAGAGUGUAAAGAAAACAACUCUCUCUGCAAUACAAAUGGGUAUUCAAGUUCCAAGUGAUCAAGAUUACAACAAUAAUGUUAUUGAAAAAUUAGCAGAACAGAAGGCAAUUGAUGAUUGGCUUCCAAUUACAUCUUCAAGGAAUGCAAAAUGGUGGUACUCAGCCUUCCACAAUGUCACUGCCAUGGUUGGAGCUGGUGUUCUCAGUCUCCCUUAUGCCAUGUCAGGGCUUGGAUGGGGACCUGGAGUGGUCAUAUUGGUGUUGUCAUGGAUAAUAACCCUAUACACACUAUGGCAAAUGGUGGAGAUGCAUGAAAUGAUUCCAGGGAAAAGGUUUGACAGAUACCAUGAACUGGGUCAGUAUGCAUUUGGUGAAAAACUUGGUCUCUACAUUGUGGUGCCUCAGCAACUGAUUUGUGAAGUUGGGGUUUGCAUUGUGUACAUGGUCACUGGAGGCAAAUCAUUGAAGAAGUUCCAUGAUCUUGUUUGCCCUGACUGCAAAAACAUCAGGCUCACUUUCUUCAUCAUGAUUUUUGCUUCUGUUCACUUUAUCCUCUCCCAUCUCCCCAACUUCAACUCCAUCUCCGGAAUCUCUCUCGCCGCCGCAGUCAUGUCCUUAAGUUACUCUACAAUUUCUUGGACAGCAGCAGCCCACAAGGGUGUUCAAGAGGAUGUGCAAUAUGGGUACAAGGCCACAACUACAGCAGGAACAGUUUUCAACUUCUUUAGUGCAUUGGGGGAUGUGGCUUUUGCGUAUGCUGGUCACAAUGUGGUGCUGGAGAUUCAAGCAACCAUCCCAUCCACGCCUGAGAAGCCAUCAAAGGGGCCUAUGUGGAGAGGUGUUGUCGUCGCGUAUAUCGUCGUGGCAUUAUGCUAUUUCCCUGUUGCUCUAAUUGGGUACGCCAUGUAUGGCAAUUCUGUUGAAGACAACAUCCUUAUCUCACUGAAUAGGCCUGUUUGGCUCAUUGCACUGGCUAAUAUGUUCGUUGUUGUUCAUGUUGUUGGAAGCUACCAGAUCUUUGCAAUGCCAGUUUUUGACAUGAUAGAGACUCUGUUGGUGAGGAAACUGCAUUUCAAGCCCUCUAGUAUGCUUCGCUUCGUCGUGCGCAACCUUUACGUCGUGGCCACGAUGUUCGUCGCGAUUACCUUCCCUUUCUUCGGAGGUCUUCUGGGAUUUUUCGGAGGAUUUGCAUUCGCCCCAACAACAUACUUUCUGCCUUGCAUCAUGUGGCUUGCAAUCUACAAACCAAGGAAGUUCAGCCUAUCUUGGUGGACUAACUGGACUUGCAUAUUUCUUGGAGGUCUAUUGAUUGUCAUAUCACCAAUUGGAGGAUUGAGGCACAUCAUUAUGCAAGCCAAGGAUUACAAAUUCUACUCUUGAAAACAUCAUCAUAUAUGAUUCAGUGAAGGAAGGAAGGAAGGAAUAAUGCAAAGACUGAACAAAGAAAUUAGUCAUCUCAUCUGCACCCUUUUCUCUUCAUGCUUAUUAGUGUGUUUUUCAAUUCUAGUCGCUUUGGUUUCUUUGUAGUUGUGUGUAUUUAUAUAUAUAAAACGUCUCUCUUCUCUU